AUGAUGGAUUUCCAUACGAUUACAGAGGCGGAAGUGGUGUGUCGAAAGUGGAAGGAUUUCAUCCAACGGCGGCGUCGUUUUUUUGCGUGCGGUUUCGAUUAAAUUAAUUUGUUUUUUAAUAGCGAAAAUAUAGUUUAUUAAUCCUUUUGAGAAGUAUAGCUUGGGUGUUUAUUUUUUCUUUUUGCCCAUGCUUUGCAACAAAAAAAAAACAACCUUGAGACUUUGUAAAAUUGCCUCUGCUCCUUCAAACACCCCAGCCAGGAGUUUUGAAACUAUGUUUAAAAAAAUUUCUUUUUUCAGACGAUACAAAGUCCGAGAAGCCGGUCUGACAUUCACCAUUUCCGGUGACGAGGGCCAUGUCGUUUUUGGAGAGGACAGCGAUGUUUUUCUCUGAAAAUGUUCGAUAGAUGAUCAGAUAAUUUCCAGUUCUGCAAGAUAUUUCCCCUUGGCAACGAUUUUUAUCAAAAAGUCGAAUGUAUUGAGCCCCGAGAGUUGUAUCUGAACAGCAGCAUGCAAGGCGACCUUCAUGUGGAGUUCAACUCCCUUCCUAGAGAAUGGUACACAGACGCCGAAAGUGUUCGUACUUUACGGAAUUUUCACUGAGAAAUGAAAAGAGUUCGAAAAAAGAUGAUCCAUUCAUUUUUCAGCCUUCGAAUAUAACUUUUUUUUAUUCUGAAUGGUUUCAAAAAUGAUUUUUUGAGUGUUUUGAGUGAUAAUUUCAAUUUCGAGUCCUUAUAGAAGAUUCACGGCUGGCUUAGGACGCAAAAGGCGUGGCCUGUCUGCGCCCUCCACCAACCAGGCACUGUCUUCACUUUUCGUGCCAGAGCCCAUUCUUCUUCUGGCUCAAGCCAGCCGUGAAAUCUUCUAAAAUUCAUUGAUGCGUGGUUUUUGAUGAUAAAUUAAAUAAUUUAGUACCUUAACAAUUUCAAGCUUUUUUGAUCACUAAAGAGCUACAUUUUCAGCUCAUUAUGAAUUACUGCGGAAAGGGAACCGGCUCGGAACUCGACGAUUUUCUUCCGCGUUUCACGAAACUCAAGAAAAUUGAUUUGAUGGGCCAUUUUUGGGUUGAAACACUCGCUUUUAUCCUCGACAACAUGAAAACCAUUACAUUCCUUUCGUGAGUUCGAUUUUAUUCAUAAUUAAGUUUUAAAAAUUUACCUAAAAUCCCCUAAAAAUGACCGUAAUUAUAGUUUACGGCUGGGAAAUUCUUCCAAUUAAAUCUUAGUAAUGCAUAAUUUCUUAGUUUUUUAUAAAAUUUUUCGAGCAUUUUUCUUAUUUUUGCAGCGGAUACGUGUCGUUUUUCUCGAAAAUGACCUUUAGAUAUUCGUUUCAUGUAAAUCAAGUUGAAUAUUCGUCAAAAAAACUUGUAAAUUUUACUUUCAGGCCAAAAUAUUGAGAGAAAAAUGUAAUUUUAGAGCACCUUCUAUUCACAGAUAAUAAAACUUGGUCAGAUGUAAAAAACACAUUUCAGUGCACUUCUUUUUGAAUCAGAUAAUGGACCGAUCAUUUAGACAUCAGAGAACUCAAAAAAAAAGUCGGUUUUCAGACUUACCGUGGAGGAUCCUGACAUCCUGCAGCAGCCGUUGAAUGUUCGAGAUCCCGAAAUUCGCGCUCUCAUGCGAAAUCAACCUCAAACUGGGCGUCGCGUCGCUGAUUCAGUUCGGAGAGAAUAUGAACAACAUCUCGCGUCGUAUAUCCGGCGUCUCCCCGCCCAACAAAGGGCCAGAAUCAGGCGUGAGGGAGAGCCACCUGCGAAUGAAGCCGUCCCAGAAGUCGCGAAUGAACCACUAGGCGGUGAGCCACUCGCGAAUCUUCCUGUGAACGAAUUAGACCUCGCGAAUGAACCAGGAGUCGCUGAACAAGUCGAAAAUCGGCCUGCGAAUGAAGAAGUCGCGAACCCGCCUGCGAAUGAAGCAGCAGCCGCAGAACCAGUCGCAAAUCCGCCUGCGAAUGAAGCCGUCCAAGAAGUCGCGAAUGAACCAGGAGCCGCAGAACAACUCGCGAAUCUUCCUGCGAUAGAAGAAGCCGUGGCAGUAGCGGAUCCGCCGGCGAUUCAAGAGGAAGUCGCGAAUCAGCCUGCGAAUGAAGACGCCAUGGAAGUCGCGAAUGAAGCCAUCCAAGAAGUCGCAGAAGAGCCAUUAGUCGCAGAACUAGUCGCGAAUCUGCCUGCGAAUGAAGCCGUCCAAGAAGUCGCAGAACCAGUCGCGAAUCUUCCUGCGAACGCAGACGCCAUGGAAGUCGCGAAUGAAGUCGCAAAUGAGCCAGUAGUAGCAGAACAAGUCGCGAAUCCGCCUGCGAAUGAAGACGUCAUGGAAGUCGCGAAUCCGCCUGCGAAUGAAGACGUCAUGGAAGUCGCGAAUCCGCCUGCGAAUGAAGACGUCAUGGAAGUCGCGAAUCCGCCUGCGAAUGAAGACGUCAUGGAAGUCGCGAAUCCGCCUGCGAAUGAACCAGUAGUCGCAGAACAACCCGGGGUACAUUUUACUUCAUUUUUUUUGACUCAUUUUUGUUGGAAUCAAGAAAAAAACAACAGUAUAAAGUUGUGAAGGGGAACAUGAACAUUUCAAAUCAUAAAGUGAACAUGUUUAGUUGAAAAAAAGCAAUUUCGGUCAUAUUAAAUAUUUUCCCUCUUCAAAACUCUGCGGUUAUAAAAGUGAACUUGAAAAGUUCAAGAAGAUAUUAUUUUUUUAAAAGAAAAAAAUAAUCAGAACAAUAAUAGCUUCAAAAUGAGUGGUAAAAAUUUCCAAAAAAUAACAACUUUGAAAUAUCGCUUUUUUUUUCUCAGUUUCUUUGCUUUUUCAAAGAAAAAUCCAAAUUUUUGUUUUUGAAUGGAAAAAAAAAUAUAUCUGUCUUUUAUUUUUUGAAUUUUCGUGAGUUAGGCGAGAAAAUCGGUACGAACGAAGGUCUAUGUUUCAUGUUCAACUGCAAUUUUUGAUCUGCUUAAGUAUACCCUUGAUUUUUCUUAUUGAUUGAUUUGCUGUUUAUAAAUACAUACAGUAUGAUCAACAGGAGCAACAACCGGAAAACCGUCCCCGAGGACCGAAUAUGGUGGCUACCGACGAAGAUUUGAAGACGGUCAUAAGGAAAGCCGUUAAACUUCAACGGUUCGAACUAUACAACGCGGAGAACACCUACUCCACCAACAUGUUUAUCCGGUUUUUGCAGGUUUCUAUUUAAAAUCCGCUACGAGAAUAGUUAAAUGAUAUAAAAAAAUUAAGUUAGAGAUCUAAUUUAUGUGACUUUCUUGAGAAAAACAGCCAUUUUUUUCCGUGGUUUCCAGAAAAAAUUGGUUUUAUAUGAGAAAAAUUCGUUUUAAAAUGUUAAAAGAAGAUCUUGGAAACUUUAGAAAUUUCAAGAUUUUGAGUUUUUUUAGAAAGCCUAAAUUUUCCCAAAUGGCCUUUUUAAGGAUUUUAGUGGCUUUUUUUGACUUUGGUGAGUUCUUUUUAAAAGGAAAAAAAUGCGAUUUUUUCAUUUUGAGGCUUUUAGAACAUCAAUCUGAUGAUUGAAACAGAGUUCUGAGAGAUUUUCAAAAAAUUCUAGCUUAUGAAAUUUUUUCUUGUUGAAGUGGUAUGUGCAAGAUCAGAGCUUUAUUUAUUUAUUUUGGGUUCCAAAAAGUUUUUUUUAAAGUCAAAUAUCAAAUAUUGAACGUUGAAUAAUGAAAAGUUUGAACUAGGGAAGAUAUUACCCACAAAAUUUCCUUAUAAUUUCAAAUUCGCGGCCGCAACGGACCCAACUUCCUUGGAGAACUUUGAAAAACUGUAAUGGCCAUUUAAGAAGUUUUUCGAGGACUUCACUCAAGGGGCCACUAAAAACACCUUUAGAGAAGCCACUAUUGCAGUUUUUAUUGGUCUAGUAUAGCUGAUUCACGGCCAGCUUGGGACGCUAAAGGGGCGUGUCCUGUCUGCGCUCUCCACGAGCCAGGCGCUAUUUCGCGCAUUAUCGUGUCAGGACCCUUUUUUAGAUGGCUCAAGCCAGCCGUGAAUCAUCUAUAGUACCACUUAAACUUCUUAAGAGACCACUGAACUUUAGCCACUUUAGGGGCCACUAAUUCGACUACUCCAGUGGCCGCUAAAACAUUGAAAUCUUAAAAUAACCACUAAAAAACUUCACAGAACAUCCAUUUUCUUUCAGGAAACGGAUUUCGCACCAAAAUGCCAGAUCCACUGCAAGAACUGGGUGUCGGAAAAGUACAAAUUGCAUGACUGGAUCCGAGAAAACUGCUUGGUUCGUGAGCAGCCUGACUUUCUCGCGGAUGGUCUGGAUUCCAUGUACCACUUCGAUUUCCGGGAAACCCUCUUUUCCCUCACUUUCGGCCGGGUACGGAGAGCUCAACAAUGA
This is a messenger RNA of Caenorhabditis auriculariae, 4335 nucleotides long. NCBI's taxonomy places the organism in Eukaryota, Metazoa, Nematoda, Chromadorea, Rhabditida, Rhabditidae. The record is from the annotation of a GenBank genome assembly.